AACUCAACGAUAACCUCUAGGCUCAAUGGCAGUUGAAGUUAGCCAAGGUGUAUGCGACCUAUGCGGAGCGCCUUCGGACGCGAGUUUGCAAGAAUGCAACUGGUUAACAUGCACAUUCCAGCACUGCGAGGGUGGCCUUUAUCAUCAGGAAUGUUUGGAAAAGUAUCUAAAGUCCAACAAGCUCGAAAAAAAUCGCAAGACGGGCUUCAAGUGUCCACGGGGAUGCGGGAAAGGGACUCGCUUCGACCAGGCGUGCCCGGGUCGGAUCGACAAGUCCCACCCUAUACAUCCACGGAACGAGGACAAGAAGAAGACCAAGCUAGCGGCUGUGGUAGUAGAACCGCAACGGCCGGCGAAGGCUGCUGUGCCUGUCGCGCAAAACGGGAAAGCAGGCAAAACAAAGGAGGAGGCCAAAGCCGAUGCUGGCAAAGACGCCAAGGGAACAGCAGCAAACAAGGCUGCUCCUGGGGCCAAAGCCAGUGCACCGGUGGCGGCCGCUGCUCCAACUCCGGUAGUGCCGCAAAAGUCCGGUCGCAAGGAGGUGACGUUGCUCCCACCGCGACCAGAGGUUGUUGCAAAGCAAAAGCUCGCAGAGCUGGCAGCGCAAGCGCGUCGGGAGAUAGGUUUGCCCACGGGGACGCUUACAACCAGCGGCUCCAAAGGCGACCUGCAGGGGCUUGCGGGCUCCACGGGGCCAUCUAAGGUGGUCAGCACCUCAGCUGCGUCAGCGUGGGGCAAACCCUCGCUGCCGGCAGUGGAGCCCCCAGCGGUCAGCCCUCAGCCGCCCAUGAUGUCGCAGCUGCCGCAGCUUCAACAGCUCCUACAACAGGCCGCGAGCAAGAAGGCAGCUGCUAAGCCCGCGCCGCCAACAUCAGCGGCCCCCGCAGCAUCAAAACCGGCGCCAGCAGUGCCACAACCGGUGCUGAACCCACCCACCCCGGUGUGGCCGGCGCUGGGGGCGACGCAGUCAUCGGCAGCAGCACUGCUUGCGGCCUCCUCGUCGCAAUCACGGGAGUCUGUGGCACGACCGGCGUCUCCGCCGUCUGCCUGGGCUUCUCCAGCAGUAGCACCUACCCCAGCGCAGCAGCAGGCGACACAACCGCCGUCGCCGCCGCCGCAGCAGGCCAGUUCAGCCGCUGCGUCGCGGCCUCCCUCGAGCUCUGGGGCGUCCACAUCGGCAGCUGCAGCAGCAGCACCGGCAGCUUCGGCGCCGUCGCCGCCGCCAGCGUCUCCAUCAACAGCCGGGCCGUCAGGGACAACCGCCGCCGUGCCGUCCGUACCACCGGGGUUUGGGACGAGCUUCGGUCCUGGGCAGGGAUCCGCGGUGGAAGGAGGGGCAGAGCCGUCCAGCAGCGGUCGCAGCGGCGCAGCAUCGGACACGACACAAGCCGCUGCGUCCCAAUCGGCCGCGGCGACUUUGCCUGUCAGCGCGUCCUCACGUAGCGUCUCGCAACUCGUGGGUGCUGACUUUGUGGACGACGAGGCAAAGGAGCCCAAGCUCACAAAAGCGCAAAAGAAGAACCUCAAACGCACGGAGAAGAAGAAGGUGCCGGCGGGUUCACCCGGGGAGCAGCGGCAGGGCAGCAGCGGCGAUGGGGAUCAGGAGGCGGCGGAGACGUCACGCCGGGGCUCGGAAAGCGGCGCCAACGGACCUCCUCCGCACCCGCCCAGCACCGGUCCUGCCAGCACGCGACAGACGCAGGCGGGCGCCGCGUCCGUUAGCGGCAGCGGCACGCACAAGCGGCAGGAGUCCCGUGGGUCAGAAGACCCGGAGCAAGCCCACCUCGCGGCUGCGGAGGACGCCGCGGUGAUGGAGGAGCUCUGCAUCAACUGCAUCGUGGGACGGAAGGUGCUGGCGCUCAUAACGCAACUCCAGCGUCUGGGCGCCCUGGAGUUUGUGGCCGCGGCCGCCGUACAGCGGCACGGCAGCAACCUGCUGGCAGCCCUGGAGUGGCUCCUAGUGGCGGGUGCCGACGCCGCCAGCGCGCCGCCCGAGAUUGUGCUGGCUGCGGCUGCGGACAGCACGUCGGCUGCCGAGUCCGAGGUCGACAUCACGGAGGAGCUGCAGCAGCUGAGCGACCUGCAGAGCAACAUGGGGCUGCCCACGGAGCUGCUGCAGCAGUGCGUGCUGGAGUGCAACGGUGACGUGCAGGCCGCCGCCACCAGCGCAGUGGAGCGCAUGCGGGCGGCGCCGCCCUGCUCCUCCUCCGGAGCUGCUGGCCGGUCCAGCAGCGGCAGCGGCGCUUCACCCGCCGCGCGGCACGGCACCAGCGGCAUGCAGCAGUCGGCGUCGUUCUACUCCGUCAGCUCGCUGGACCCAGCGGCCGGGGGCCAGGACGUGGACUGCCAGCGGCCGCCUCAGGCGCUACAACCCCAGCAGCACUCGCAACCCCAGCAGCAGCCGGCGCACAGCCGGCACUUUGGCGUGCGGCUACAGGACGAGCCGGCGGACAGCGGCAGCGCGGGCGGCUACGGCGACCCGUGCGCCUACGUGGCUGGGCUCAUGCGGGGCGGCGCGGUGAUUGGUGCUGCGGGCUGGCAGAGCGGCUACCUGCCGCCCGGCAUCAGCGUAGCGGCGCCCAGCAGCGGCCGCAGCACCAGCCGGCUGCGGGACUGGCUGCGGGACGACUCGGGGCGAGCGGCGGCGCUGGAGGAGGA
Astrephomene gubernaculifera is the source of this 2658-nucleotide messenger RNA. The record is from the annotation of a GenBank genome assembly. Lineage: Eukaryota; Viridiplantae; Chlorophyta; Chlorophyceae; Chlamydomonadales; Astrephomenaceae.